Molecule: messenger RNA, 1407 nt
Organism: Aspergillus luchuensis
Lineage: Eukaryota; Fungi; Ascomycota; Eurotiomycetes; Eurotiales; Aspergillaceae
Exons: 3
Coding region: 1-1407 (468 amino acids)
Source: RefSeq, a predicted model, not a curated record
AUGGCGCUACCAUCACAGCCUGCUGUGACUACAGAGGAACGGAGCUCUUCCGAGUGGUCGAGUUCCUCGCUGAAGGGUGGUCGAACAGCUCGCUUCGCAGAAGCAACCAUGAUUCACUCCCCUUCUAGUCCCGGAGACAGCGGAAAGUCUCCUUUUGCCGACCCUCCCAGCAAUUCGCAGACGCCCCCUGACGUGUCUGACCUCGGCUUCGGAUAUGUAGCUGCGAGUGACCCUGCUAAGCAUGCCUCGCAUCACGAUAUCCCAGCCAAUGACCAGAAGGGCGCUCUCAAGGUUCCAGGAACACCAGGCCGGACUUUGAAUCCGUUGAGUCCAACGUUUCGAGAGGAAUUUUUCGUGGAGAAGCAAGAAAAGGUUACGGAAAAGGAAAACCAGAGAGACCUGCGCAUCAAGUUGCGUGUUCGGGUAGCCAAGGUGUUCCUUCGUUUCAUCAACCUUGGCUGCAGUAUGAUUGUCCUUACCAUCCUGGGAACGACAUUGACUGUCUUCAACGCAACGAAGUCACUGCCUGAGCGAAACACUUCCCCUCCUUGGGAAUUUGGUACAAAUCCUUGGCCACAAUAUCUGCUUCUAGCCGUUUCAUGUCUCUCCUUGAUUGCCUGCCUUGGUGUCUUCUGGGGCUACUGGAGAGGGGGACGCAGACGUGCACAGAAAUAUGCGGCUUAUUACUCGCUCCUGUCGGUGUUCCUCUUCAUCUUCCAACUAGUCAUGUGGAUUGUUGCCGCCGCAAUCUUUGAACAUUCGAAGGCUACUGGAGACGACAAAGACCUAUGGGGCUGGGCUUGUGUCCAUAACGAGAGAGAACAACUAUUUAAGGACCAAAUCGACUACGCACUCCUCUGCCGUCUGCAGGACUGGGGACUGGUCUGUGCCGUCAUUGAAAUCGUCCUCGAAGUCUUUGUCCUCGUAAUCUACGGUGUCAUUUUCUACCGCUUCUGGAGCAAGAGAAAGCUGGCCAGGUCGAUGGACCGUCGAGACAGAGCACGAACAGACCUGUACAUCGCUCAGCUCCGCCAGAACAUGGACCCCAACACACCCGGAUUUCCCACCAUGCCCAAGGCUCCCUUCGUGUCAACCUCAAUUCCUCAAGACCAGUAUUCUGCUGCUGAGAACGGACAGAUGUGCACAACCCAGUUCGCCACUCCUCCGACUGAUUCUAAAAAGCAGUCGGCGUUCCAGCUUCAGCCGCCCCCGAUUAGGGUGCAGCAGGCAUCUCCACAACCAGUGCAGAGUGAAUUCCCACCGCCACCUGCACCGGCCCCGGUUCCAAGCGCUCCUAACCAGCACAUGGGUGCAGCACCCGGCGAACGCACCUAUGAGUCUGUGCCCAUUCCCGGUGCUUAUGCCGGCCCUAUGAGUCCUAGUUUUCCGCACGGAACCCACCAGUAA